Molecule: messenger RNA, 1333 nt
Organism: Hymenoscyphus albidus
Lineage: Eukaryota; Fungi; Ascomycota; Leotiomycetes; Helotiales; Helotiaceae
Source: the annotation of a GenBank genome assembly
CGACAAAGUUCCUUGAAAAUCCCCUCUUGUGUGUAUCCCCAAUGAUGCGACGCACCGAUUUCUGGAAGCUCUCUAAGAACUGAUGUGCCUGUUUCUUCUGCUCUCUCUCACCAUCGCGCAUAGUCGUCAUAGCCGUGAGGACCGGCGCAAAGGCCUGUUGGGUGGCGGCGACCGUUGCCAUAUUUACCGUGGGUGAUGGCGGGGCAGAUGGGGGGGAUGAAGUUGGGAGCAAGACCGCAAAGAGGUGUGGAAAGCCGCUGCAGAUCCCCUCUCGGCCACUUGAACUUUAGCUGUUGCUCCUAGAUGCUUGCACAGAGAAUGUGGGUGAAUUCGAGGAAUUUUAUGGAAAGGGAGUGGAAGUUGUUCAAGAGUGAAAGCGUGCGAGUUGUUGCAAUGAAUGGGUGAGUGUCGGCCCUCCAAAUAAAUCCCCACUAGCGCGCUUCCCUGCCAGCCUUGUCAAAAGCUCCAGCCGACGUUCACAACCCCCCAAUACUCUUUGCACGCGCCAAGUACACACUGCGAAUCGCCCUCUUGUCCCUACCAGCUGCUCGAGGACCUCUGCCAGAUCCAACGUCAAGGUUAUUCAUACACUCAACCCAAAUUCAAAAUGAAUCGCGGUGGUGGAGGCGGUGGGCGCAAAGUCCUACUCCCACCAAUCAACUUCAUCUUCAAACUCCUCCAACAACACUCUACCGUCCAGAUUUGGUUGUAUGAGCAGCUGGCGAUUAGAAUCGAGGGAAGAAUAAGAGUAAGUCGGAAUCUAUCGUACCGCCCAUUUGGCGCAGAGACGAAUUUGUGUUGACUGAUAUGGUUGUAGGGUUUUGAUGAGUUUAUGAACUUGGUGAUUGACGACGCGGUGGAGGUUAAGCAGGCGACAAAGACUACAGAGGAGAGCAGAAGAUCAUUAGGUACGAAAUUAGUUCCGUUGACUACCCGGGGGCUCUUGCUGACUGGUUCAUAGGACAAAUUUUGUUGAAGGGAGACAAUGUGUCAUUGAUUCAAAGUCUCAACGGAUGAAUGCACUAAAAAGGCGUUAUUGAUUUGACAAUUUGAAGGGAAUCUACGGCGCCAAAAUACCGAUAAAAACCAUGGGUGGCAAAUAAAAGGAAAUAUGUAGAUGGAGUUCUUGUGAUCCUCGGAUUCAGCUAUGGGAGUUGGAGGAAUCUCAAGCAGUUUUGUUGAUGGUAUCCACAAACGUUCCGUCACCUACCAGCACUCCAUGCAAAAGACAAUCAUGCUCCCCAACCGGUAUGGAUAGUCCACUUUCUACUCCUACUCCUAGGAAUUGCUCUCUGAGAGCUAAACCAUACAGCAAUGGACUCGUUCUUGGUCC